This is a messenger RNA of Monoraphidium neglectum, 2271 nucleotides long. Its product is annotated as DNA (cytosine-5-)-methyltransferase. Bases 1 to 2271 code for a protein of 756 amino acids. NCBI's taxonomy places the organism in Eukaryota, Viridiplantae, Chlorophyta, Chlorophyceae, Sphaeropleales, Selenastraceae. The record is from RefSeq and is a predicted model, not a curated record. The transcript is spliced from 12 exons.
AUGGGCAGGGACCAGACUGCGGCGAUGGACGUGGAUGCGUGGAAGGCCUUUGGCGGCAAGGUGGACGGCAAGGUAUACGUCGCUCCUGGAGGCGAGCGGCUCAAGAGCUGGAAGGCUGCCGCGAAGCUGAUGACGGACUUUAACAAAGAUGCUCCGACCAGUGCCGGCACCAAGCGCACUGCUGAGGCCGCUGCUGAUCGCAGCGAGGCCGACGCCAAGGGCGGCAAAGAGAACAAGAACAAGAAGCCGGCCACCAAGAAGACGAAGGCCGCCGCCACUGCUGCCCCUGCUGGUGACAACACCAUUGCUAUGGCCACUGACGGCCCUGACGUCAAGGCCGACGCCAACGCGGGCAACGCCGGCGUGGCCGAGGACGACGACGUCGCAGCGGCAGCGCAGCCAGUGGGCUCUGGCAGGCGCGCAGCGCAGGGUGCGCAAUACAAGGACGGUGACUCCAGCCGCGCCCGCAAGGCUGACAUCAUUGUCGCUGAGGAGGAGCCCACAGCUGCCGGCGAGGCUGAUGGCAUCCGCGAGACGCAGGGAGAGCGACCCAGCAGCACGCGCAGGCUGCUGCACUUUACUGUCGCGGACAAGGCCGGCAUCAUGCAGCCCCUUGACCGCCUGGGCCUCAGCGGCGAGCCCCUUUUUGCCUCUGGUGCGGUCUACCCGGAGGAGGGCCCCCUCAACAAGCCGCUCGGCCGCCACGUCGACAGCCUCGGCCCCAUCAAGGGCUGGUCAUUGACGCCCCCCACCGGCGCAGCCACUGGCCCUGUCAUCCGCCUGACCACGCAGCUGGGCUGCUACACGCUCUCGCGUCCCCUGCAGGCCUACAAGAAGCUGUGGGCCGAGCUGCAGGCGCAGGCCACGCUGGCUGUGGAGGUCAUGCAGGCGGUUGAUCCAGCAUUGAAUGGCAACGCCGCGGCAACGUUUGACGAGGUUGUGUCGCGCCUUGCACGCUUCAAGGCGGUGUACAAGGGCUACGCAUCUGCGCGAGAGGCGCUGCUUCUCAACGGCCGCUUCAUCCUGCGCCAGCUUGAUGCUGCCGACAGGGCGCGCCGGGGCGCGGCGCCCAGCGGCAAGGACAAGGGCAAGGGCGCCGCUGGCGCCACCGAGUGGGCCUUCUACAAGGGCCUUGAGGCUGAGUUGGCCAAGGGCCCUGUGGCUGUGGGCACGCUCAUGACGGCGGGUGGCGGCAUCAAGAUUGCCGACAACGGGGGUGCUGCCACUUCCCCAGCGGCACCUGCAGAUGACGCCAUGGCAGCUGACGAGGAGAUGGCGCGCCGCCUGCAGGCGCAGAUGGACGCGCAGGCGUAUGGCAGCAGCGGUGGCAACAGGGGCCGUGGCAGCGCCAGCGCAGCGGCAGCUGCCGCCUACAUCAAGAUCUCUGAGGAGGAGAUUGCCGAUGACUACCCCAUGCCCAAGCAGUAUGAAAAGGAAGAUGACGAGGAGGAUGAGCUGGCUCUGCUCUGGGAUGAGGAGCUGGCGCAGCUUGACCCCGACGCCCUGCCCCGCCGCCUCGUCACCGAUUUUUCAGUCUACAACGCAGAGGGCUUUAUGACCACGCUGGAGCUGCUGCCCAUGUGGAGCGGCGUUGACCCUGACGAGGAGGUUUUCGUGUCGGGCGUGGUCAAGGACGACGAUGGGGACUGGGGCGUCGGCGGCCAAGGUCUCGGCCAGGAGGACACCCCUGCGCCUGCCCCCGCCAAGGAGACCGAAGCUGGCGGCAGCAGUGCAGGCGGCAGCAGUGCAGGCGGCAGCAGUGCAGGCGGCAGCGGCUCAGGCGGUAGUGGUUCUGGUGGCGGCACUGCGCCUGGCCCUGACAUGCCUGCUGCCCCUGCAGAUCCCGUCAUGGUGGGCGGCACGCGCAUGUUCCUGUCCCAAUGUCGCGAGUGGGUCGUCGAGUACAGUGCCGACCAGCUGUUCCUGUCCAUCCGCACUGAUGCUGGCUGGUACAGACUUUGCAGGCCCUCCACCAAGUAUGCGCCCUGGUUCCGCGUGCCGCUCAAGGCCGCGCGCCUGGCGGUCAAGGUGAUUGGCCUGCUGUCCGAGGCUGAGCGUGCCAGCCGCUUGAGCUUUGCCGACGCCAUCAAGCGCCUGGCAGAGGAGCCCCAGGGCAGCCCCCUGUUCAUCUCCAAGAACCGCGACCGCGUGGAGCGGUUUGUUGUGGUGCACGGCCAGAUUUUCCUCAACCAGAUCAAGGCCUUCCCCAAGCAGGGGUUGAACCUCGCAGCACAGCUGUCCCUGUUUGCCCCUUGGACCACUCGCGGCUGA